AUGGGGGUGUCUGAUGGAGUAGGAGGUUGGGCAAAGUAUAAAGAGGCCGACCCAGCAUUAUACUCGCGCAAGCUUAUGCAUUACGCUAGCGCUGAGCUGGCCAAGCUCGACGAUUUUUUGGAGUCGGAGUACAGCGCUGAUGAUUACUACGCUGUUGACCCGAAGGAAGUCUUACAGAAGAGCUAUGAUCAAACGAAUAAAGAUGUUGUUGCGGCAAAGCUGCUGGGGUCAGCUACUGCUUUGAUUGCGGUUCUUCGGGAUGAUGAACUCCGUAUAGCAAACCUCGGCGAUUGCGGUGUCUUGAUAAUCCGCAACUUAGAGCCCCUCUUCCGCUCCGAAGAGCAACAACACUCGUUCAACUUUCCCUUCCAGCUCGGCACAGGCUCCCGCGAUUCACCCCGGGACGCCCAGUCGUUCAGCGUCAAAAUCCAAGAAGGCGAUAUCGUCAUCAUGGGUUCCGAUGGGAUGUUUGACAACGUCUUUGACGAAGACGUUGUGGAUAUCAUCCGAAAGGUGCUGAAAAAGACCGGGUGCACCAAUCACCCCAGUGAUGUGGACCCCAAAAAGAUCUCGGACGCGCUGCUGGCGAGGGCGUGGGAGGUGGCGGAGGAUAGCCGGUAUGGAGCUAGCCCGUUUCAGACGAGGGCUAUUCAAGAGGGGUUGUAUUUUCAUGGAGGGAAGAUGGAUGAUGUUACGGUUUUGACGGGCGUUGUGAGACUCUCCGAGGAUUCACCCGACCGACGCUAG
Molecule: messenger RNA, 747 nt
Organism: Fimicolochytrium jonesii
Lineage: Eukaryota; Fungi; Chytridiomycota; Chytridiomycetes; Spizellomycetales; Powellomycetaceae
Product: phosphatase 2C-like domain-containing protein
Exons: 4
Coding region: 1-747 (248 amino acids)
Source: RefSeq, a predicted model, not a curated record